This is a messenger RNA of Theileria annulata, 9291 nucleotides long. RefSeq names its product SfiI-subtelomeric fragment related protein family member, putative. The transcript has a single exon. The record is from RefSeq and is a predicted model, not a curated record. Lineage: Eukaryota; Apicomplexa; Aconoidasida; Piroplasmida; Theileriidae. Bases 1 to 9291 code for a protein of 3096 amino acids.
AUGUUCUCACUCUUCGAACUAGUUGGAAGUGACUGGAAAGAUAUAACCAAAGAUAGGUAUGAUGUUUCUAAACUUAAAUUCUUUGGAGAUAAUGAUAAUGAACUCAAGUCUUCAGAUUACUCAGUAACCAUUUUCUUCCUAUCAUAUGAAUUCACAUUCAAUAGUGAUGUUAAAUGUAAGAAGAUCAUGUUAGCACAUGACGAUGUAUGGAAACAUGAUGAUUAUACUGAGUUUGCAGAUAUAAAGUCGUUUUCAUUGGGUCUUACUUCCAACAAUUUCUUUGUCAAGAACCAGUCUGAUAAAUCAAAGAAGGUAGAUUUUAAACCAACAGCUGUAAAAACACCUACCAAGGUAACUGUUGACCUCAAUGCUACUCAAAGUACUAAUGAGUUUGACUAUACUGAUGACAAUGGUGUCGUCACAUUCAAACCUAAGGAUAACAAUGUAAUUAAUAAGCUUGUUCAAGGUACCACCGAUAUUUGGGAAGCUAAAAAUGAUGUCAAUGGUAUCUUGGUAAGGAUUAAGGUUUCCAAGGGAGUUAAAUUCCUUGUUGUUCUACUGGAUAAUAAUAAGUUUACAGUUUUCAAUCUGGAAGGUAAUGAGUGGAAGGAUGUAACAUCUAUGAGACAUGAUGUUACUAAACUUAAAUUCUUUGGUGAUAACGAUUUUGAGCUCAAGUCGUCAGAUUAUUCAGUAACAAUUGUUGAUCUAUCAUUUGCUCACAUAUUCAAUAAUGAAAUCAAUUGUAAAAAGAUUAAGUUAGGUGAUGAUGAGCUUUGGAAACACACUGAUGAUCCUAAGUUUGAGUCUAUUAAGUCAUUUUCACUAGGACUUGCAUCAAACAGUUUCUUUGCAAAGAAUCAGUCUAAUGAACUCAAGAAGAUAGAAAGGGGUCUUGAGCCUGAGGCUAUGGUUACUCCAACUAUAGCAAGUCAGGUAUCUGCUCCUCUAGCAUCGUCCGUAUCACGUCCUAAGGGAAACCCUGUUGGUGUUGAUAUAGAGAAUAAACAGUCUACUAAUGAAUUCGAUUAUACUGAUGAUAAUGGUGUUGUCACAUACACUCCGAAGUCUGGUAAUGUGUUCGAUAAGGUUGUUGAUGGUGUUAAGGAUGUUUGGCAAUCCAAGGAUGAUGUCAAUGGUACAUUGGUAAGGAUUAAGGUUACCAAGAAUAUUAAAUACCUAGCAGUCUUACUGGAUAAUAAUAUGUUCACAUUAUUCCAUCUUGAGAAUAAUGAGUGGAAGGAUAUAACCAGUCAGAGGUAUGAUGUUUCUAAACUGAAGUUCUUUGGUGAAAAUGAUACUGAGAUAACGUCGUCUAAUUAUACAGUAAACAUUGUGUUCCUAACAUAUGAAUUCACAUUCAAUAGUGGAGUUAAAUGUAAGAAAAUUAUGUUAGCACAUGAUGAUGUUUGGAAACACACCGAUGAUUCCAAUUAUUCAGAUAUAAAGUCAUUUUCAUUGGGUCUUUCAUCUAACGCAUUUUUUGUUAAGAAUCAGUCUGAUCAAUCAAAGAAGGUAGAUUUUACUCCGACACAAGCUAAGGCUACUCCUGUAACCAAAGAAGAGUCUAUGGUUACUCCAACUAUAGUAAGUCAGGUAUCAACUCCCUUGACAUCCUCCGUAUCAACUCCUAAGGGAACACCCGUAAGCCUUGACAUUGAGAAGACUCAGUCUACUACUGAAUUUGAGUAUACUGACAAGGAUGGAGUGGUUACAUACAAAGUGAAGUCUGGACAUGUGUUCAACAAGGUUACUAAGGGUACCACUGUCAUUUGGGAUUCUAAGGAUGUCUUUGGUUCAUUGGUAAGGACUAUGACUAUCAAUGGUGUUAAAUAUGUAGCCAUACUGUUGGAUAAUAAUAUGUUCAAACUGUUCAAACAGGAGGGAAAUGAGUGGACGGACAUAACCUCUAAUAGUCAUGAUAUUACCAAGCUGAAAUUCUUUGGUGAUAACGAUACUGAACUCAAGUCUUCUGAUUACAAGGUUGAUUUAGUAGAUCUAUCAUAUACCUACACGUUUAAUGAUGGAAUCAACUGUCGUAAGGUGAAGUUAGGAGAUAACGAGGUUUGGAAACAUACCGAUGAUACUAAGUUUUCAGAAAUCAAGUCAUUUCGACUUGGUCUUGUAUCCAACACUUUCUAUGUCCUUAAUGAUAAAAAUGAAUCCAAGAAAAUAGAUUUUAAGCCAACGCAAGCUACGGCUGAACUAGUCAGUCCCACUAGUGUUCAACAAACUUCAUUGGCCAUCCUAGCUGAACCUGCUCCACCAAAAGCUGCUGUGACAGUUAUUGCUCCUACUGGUAGACCUAGGCCUAAGAAAACUCCUGAGGUGGCUGCUGGACCUAGGACAGCUAUUACACUUGACAUAGGUGAUAAGGCAAGUAAUAGCGCUAUUGACUUUAAAGAGGAUUAUCUGAAAAAUGUUAUGGUAUUUAGUGCUAUGGACAAAUACGUGUUCAAUAAAAUCGUUAAGACUAGUAGAUCCAGCUGCUGUGGCUCUAAUUGCUGUGGCUCUAAUUGCUGUGGCUCCAACUGCUGUGAAUCUGAGACGGUAAUUUGGGAGGCCAAGAAUGAAAGUGAGCAUUUUCAUACAGUUUAUGUUGAUGGUCUCGGAACAUGUUCGAGUACUAAAAAUUUGAGUCUUCAUCUUUGUAAUGGGACCUUUAAGCACUUAAAAGAGUCUGAGUCUGGACCCUGGACUCCGUAUCCAGGCGUCGCAGAUCUUGAUGUUAAGAUUUCCAAUAGUAAUAUCCAAGUUGAUUACUUUAAGAAGGAUAACUAUAGGAUAUACGUAGCUAAACCCGGUUACACAAUCAGAAAGGUUAUGAAGAAAGACGCGAGUAUCUGGACUGCCCAAAACGAACACGCACUUAAGGUAGUGUUGAUGGGCUCUAAGAAAGAAACCAAACACCUUUCCAUACUGUUGAAGAGUGGCGGACUUACUCUUCUAUUCAAGGGUGGUAAGGAUCAGCCUUGGCAGAACAUAACCUCUAGCAAGAAUAAAAUUACUGAUCUGAAGAUGUAUGCUAUGGCUGAUGAUAAGAGCGUGGAGCUGCACAAGGGUCACUACUCCAUAACCUUGUUUAACGAAUUUUAUGGUUAUUUGUUCUAUGAAGGUGUUGGAUGUGUGAAGGUUACCCAUAAUGGUAAGAACAUUUGGGACCUGAGUGAGGAAGGUGACUUUGGUUGUUUGAAAGGAGUCUUCCUUGAUUUGAAAUCUAAUAAGUUUAACGUCAUGAAUGAUGAUGAUAGGUGCUGGGUAUGUGAACAGGUCAGGAAGGUUAAUCCUGUCAUACUCGACAUCAGCAGUAAAGCCAGUACUGACGACUUUGAUUUUACUGUUGAUCAUAACAGAAACAUUAACAUCUACACCUCCAAGGGUAACGCAAUGUUCUACCAGGUAAUUAAGACGAGUGGUUCGAAUUGCUGUGGCUCCACUUGUUGUGGUUCAGAGACUGUGAUCUGGGAAACGAAUGAUUCCAAAAAAUAUGCCACUAAGGUCUUUGCUGACGGUGUGGGUAUGUGUAGCAGUACCAAAAACGUGAGCAUAUACCUGUUGAAUGGUGAUAUCUUACACUUUGGAAAGGGUGGUAGGAAUGAACCAUGGAAGCCUUCCGAUAACAAAAUUACCCUUGACGUCGAUAAGACUUCGAGUACCAUUGGUUAUGACUUUGUCCAUCAUGGUGAGACUAGGACUUUCACUGCAAAGCCUGGAUACCAAUUCAAGACCGUAAUGCUCAGUAGCUCUUGGACUUGGCUAGUCUGUGGUUCCAGUUGUUGUAAGUCAGGAUGUCUUUCAGAUCAUAUUUUUUGGGAGGCGCAAACUGAUGAAGAGUGUUCAACCAAGGUCACUGUCUAUGGUGUCAAAACAACUGUUACUAACAUUAACAUAUUCCUUAAAAAUAAUCAGGUUAAGCACUACCACAAAGUCGACGGGGAGUGGGUCACGGAAACUAGCAUUGUUCUUAAUAUUGAUGUCAAUACAGAUAAUGACCUAUUUGAAUAUAGAUCAACCAGAAACUUCGGUCAUUUCAAUCCUAAGGCCAAUUUGACAAUCGAGAAGAUUGUGAAAACAUACAAAUCUAAUUGUUGUGUUUCAACAUGUUGUGGUCGUACCAGUUGUGGUUCAAUUGAUGAGGUGGUAAUCUGGAGUGCUAAACCGGAAGAUCACGGUCUCAAGGCAGUAUUGAUGGGUUCUAGUUGGGGUGAGAAACACCUGUCCAUUCUGCUGCAGAGUGGUAACUUCGUACUUCUUAGGAAGGUUUUUAGAAAUUAUCCAUGGAAAGAUAUCACUAAGGAAAAGAGUGAUUUCUCAGAUAUCAAGAUGUACUCCCUGGAUGAGGGUACAUCCAACUAUCGUGAACUCACUGAGACUGAUUAUGAUCCAAUAAUAUUCGAGUCUAGAUACGGCUAUGAGUUUAAUGAUGGUAUCAAGUGUGUUAAGAUCACAUACAAUGAUAAGUUACUGUGGUCACAUACUGAUGAUCCUGAGUACGGAUACCUGAAGGGUCUAUAUCUAGAUCUUCCCAAGAACCAGUUCAUUGUCACAAAUCUUAAAGAUCAGACAAAGGAAGUUUAUAUUACGUUCGCUCUUGAUAUAAAGAAGACUGAGGGCACACGUGAGUUUUACUACUUUAAGGAUGAUGAUUGUCAAAAAUACAGUGCUAAGUCUGGGCAUGUAUUCAACAAGAUAGUUGAUGGUACCAAGGUCAUCUGGCAAUCGAGUGAUAAUGUCUUUGCUAAUUUAGCUAGAUCUAAGUCCAGGGAGGAUGGGAAAUAUCUGGCCAUACUACUUACCAAUAGGAUGUUCAAACUGUUCAAGGAGGAGGAUAAUAAAUGGAAAGAUAUCACUAGUCAGAGGUCAGAUAUUACUAAGUUGACCUUCCUCGGAGAUAAGGAUGCUGAGCUCACCUCGUCUGACUAUACAGUAACCAUAGCAGAUUACUCAUAUCAAUUCAAGUUCAAUGAUGGAGUCAAAUGUAAGAAGGUCAUGUAUGGAGAUGAUGAUGUUUGGAAACCUAGUGACGAUCCCGAGUAUUCAGAAAUAAAGUCAUUUUCAUUGGGACUUUGCUCCAACUCAUUUAUCGUUAAGAAUCAGUCUGAUGAAUUGAAGAAAAUUACCAAAUCUAACGUAGCCCUGGACAUCAACAACACUGAGAGUACCAAUGACUUUGAGCACUCCGAGAGUCAUGACUUUCAUAAAUACACAGCUAAGUCUUUCCGAGUAUUUUCUAAGGUGGUACAGGGUACAAAGGAUAUUUGGGUUUCUAAUGAUGAUGUGUAUGGAACUUCGGUCGGGGUUAGGACUAAGGAUGAGCAGAAUUAUGUGGUUGUCUUACUUGACAAUAGUAGUUUCAAGUUGUUCCAGGAGUCUGGUGGUAACUGGACCGAUAUCACCUCAGGUAGAUUUGAUGUGACGAUGCUCAAGUUCCUUGGUGAGAAUGAUGAUGAUCUAACAUCAUCUAACUACACAGUUGAAUUACUCGGACAUCGCAGUUCCUUUACCAUCAGUUAUUUGUUCAAUAGAGGACCCAAGUGUAAGACCGUUAUGUACGGAAAUGAUAUUGUUUAUGACAAAAACUCGUUUUCGUGUUAUAAAACCAUCAACAGAUUUGAUUUUAAUCCUGUUUCAAACACUUUAUAUGCCGUUAAGAACAGUUGUGAUUGGAGAACAAUCGAUUUCAAACCUCCAACAACAAAGGGAGCUCCUGUAACAAAACCUGCCGAGACUAAACCUGCUGGGACUACAGCUGUUGAAGCCAAGACUGUUACAUUAACAUCUGCUGCAUCAACACCUACCAAAGUCACUGUUGAUAUAUCGAAGAAUGAGUCUACUAAUGAAUUUGAAUAUACUGAUGAGAGUGGUGUUGUCACAUUUAAACCUAAGGAUAACCAUGUAUUCGAUAAGAUAUCUGAUGGUACCAAGCUUAUUUGGGAAUCCAAGGAAAGUGUCUUUGGUACUUUGGUAAGGAUUAAGGUUACAAAGGGUGUUAAAUAUCUUGCCAUACUCCUCGAUAAUCAUAUGUUCACACUGUUCCAUGAGGAAUCCGGUGAGUGGAAAGAUAUUACUUCUAAGAGGUAUGAUGUCUCUAAACUCAAAUUCUUUGGUGAGAGCGAUACUGAGCUUAAGUCGUCAGAUUACUCAGUAAACAUUGUAUUCCUAUCUUAUGAAUUCACAUUCAAUACUGGAGUUAAAUGUAAGAAAAUCAAGUUAGCACACGAUGAUGUUUGGAAAGAUACCGAUGAUUCUAACUAUUCUGAUAUAAAGUCAUUUUCAUUGGGACUCUCAUCGAACACAUUCUUCGUUAAGAAUCAGUCUGAUAAAUCAAAGAAGUUAGAGUUUAAACCAACAGAAGUUACCAAAGUAACUCUUGAUAUCCAGAAUACCCAGUCUAGUAACGAGUUUGACUAUACAGACGAUAAUGGAGUGGUUACUUAUAAGGUGAAGUCUUACCAUGUGUUUAGCAAGAUUACUCAGGGUACCACAGAUAUUUGGGAAGCUAAGGAUGAUGUCAAUGGUACCUUGGUUAGGACUAAAGUUUCCAAGGGUGUUAAAUACCUUGUUGUCCUUCUUACUAAUAAUAUGUUCACAGUUUUCCAAGAAGAUGCUGGAGAGUGGAAGGAUGUAACAUCUAAGAGACAUGAUGUUACUAAACUUAAAUUCUUUGAUGAGAGUGAUCGUGAGCUCUCCAAGAAUGAUUACGAAGUAUCUAUUGUCGAUCUAUCAUUUGCUUACAUAUUUAAUUCGGGAGUCAGCUGUAAGAAGAUCAUGUUAGGAGAUGAUGAGCUUUGGAAACAUACCGAUGACACUAAUUUUGCAGAGAUAAAAUCAUUUUCAUUAGGACUUGCCUCUAAUAGUUUCUUUGUUAAGAAUCAGUCUGAUCAACUCAAGAAGAUAGAAAGGGCUCUUGAGGCUAAACCGGUUGAAGCUAAGGUUACUCCAACAAUAGCUCCUGUAACUGCAACUGUAUCAACUCCAUUAACAUCUGCUGUAACAACACCUACCAAAGUCACUGCUGAUAUUUCGAAGACCCAGACUACAAAUGAAUUUGAAUAUACUGAUGAGAGUGGUGUUGUUACUUACAAACCUAAGGAUGGUAAUGUGUUCGAUAAGAUAGUUGAGGGUUCUACUGUCAUUUGGGAAUCCAAAACUGACGUCUUUGGUACUUUGGUAAGGAUUAAGGUUACAAAGGGUGUUAAAUAUCUUGCCAUACUCCUCGAUAAUCAUAUGUUCACACUGUUCCAUGAGGAAUCCGGUGAGUGGAAAGAUAUUACUUCUAAGAGGUAUGAUGUCUCUAAACUCAAAUUCUUUGGUGAGAGCGAUACUGAGCUUAAGUCGUCAGAUUACUCAGUAAACAUUGUAUUCCUAUCUUAUGAAUUCACAUUCAAUACUGGAGUUAAAUGUAAGAAAAUCAAGUUAGCACACGAUGAUGUUUGGAAAGAUACCGAUGAUUCUAACUAUUCUGAUAUAAAGUCAUUUUCACUGGGACUCUCUUCUAACACUUUCUUCGUUAAGAAUCAGUCUGAUAAAUCAAAGAAAUUAGAGUUUAAACCUACAGAAACUAAGGCUACUCAGGUAACCAAAGAACAGACUGAAACUGAACCAGUUGAAGCUAUGGUUACUGCAAAAUCUGCUCCUGUCACAUCUGCUGUAUCAAAUCCUAAGGCAACACCUUCAACCGAUACUGGUACUAAGACACCAGCAGUCACACCUGUUGCUGUUGAUGUAUCUAAGACUCAGACUACUAAUGAGUUAGACUAUUCUAAGGAUGGUGAUUGUGAAAAAUAUACUCCUAAGGAUAACCAUGCGUUUAAUAAAGUAGUUGAUGGUAACACUGCCGUUUGGGAGUCUAAGGAUGAUAUCCGUUGUGCUUUAGUCAGAACUAAGUCUAAGGAUUAUGGAAAAUAUCUGGCCAUGCUCCUAACAGAUAAUAGUUUCAAACUGUUCAAACAAGAAGCUGGUAAGAAUAAGCCUUGGACCGAGAUCACCAACAAGAGACAUGAUGUUUCUAAACUUAAGUUCCUCGGUGAUAAUGAUACUGAACUCAAGUCCUCAGACUACACAGUAACCAUUGUAGAUUACUCCUAUGAAUUCACAUUGAAAGCUGGAAUCAAGUGUAUGAAGAUUAAGCUUGGAGAUGAAGAUGUUUGGAAACAUGACGAUGAUCCAAAGUUUUCAGAGAUCACGAAAUUUCAACUUGGUCUUAUAUCCAACAGUUUCUUCGUAGUUAAUAAUAAAUCUGAAUCAAAAAAACUAGAUUUUAAUCAGACUGAUGCAAAGGCAACUCCUAUAACAACACCUUCCAAGGUUUCUGUUGAUGUAGAUAAGACUCAAUCUACCAAUGAAUUCCAAUACUCUAUGGAUGCAAGUGGAUUUGUUACAUACACUCCUAAGACCGGGAAUGUGUUCAACAAGGUUUUGAAUAAAAAUACUGUCAUUUGGGAGUCCAAAGAUGAUAUCUGUGGUACCUUGGUAAUGUCUAAGACUGAAAAGGAAAAUGUUCAUCUAGCCAUCCUUCUUCAGAAUUAUAGUUUUGUAUUAGUUCAUAGUUCUGAUAAGGGUAAGAACUGGACUAAUAUCACCACCCAGAGACAUGAUGUUAAGAAGCUUAAGUUCCUUGAUGAUAAUGAUACUGAGAUCAAGGCAUCUGAUUACAAGGUCAAGUUAGUCGAUUUAUCUUAUCAAUACACAUUCAAUACUGGAGUCAAGUGUAAAAAGAUCAAGCUUGGAGAUGAAGAACUUUGGAAACACACAGAUGACACUAAGUUUGCAACAAUCACGAUGUUCCAUCUAGGUCUUAUAUCAAACAAUUUCUUUGUUAAGAAUUCCUCUGAGUUCAAGAAACUAGAGUUUAAAUCAACUCAAGCUAAGUCUACUCCACCGGCUACUCCAGCGGUCAAACCUGCUGGGACUACAGGUACCCAACCUAAGGCAGUGCCUACUACUAAACCUACUCCAGCGGCUAAACCUGCAGAACAGGCUAAACCUGCCCAGACACAGGCGAAACCUGAGGCUAAACCUGCCGAAUCAGCCAAGGCAGCGCCUACUACUCCAGCGGCUAAAUCUACCCAAGCUCAACCCGAGGCUAAAACAUCACAAGCAGAACCAGCAAAACCUGCCCAGACACAGGCUCAAGCUGCUGGGACUACAGCUGCCCAAGCUAAGGCUACUCCAGCGGCUAAACCUGAGGUUAAACAAUCUGAAGCUAAACCUGAGGCUAAACCUACAGGUACCCAGGCUAAACCACCAGCUAAACCUGCAGGACAGCCUAAGAAACCAUCUGCCAAGUAG